GCUCGGCCCAUGUUUUGAUGCGUCAAACGGAUGCGGACAGAACAAAUUCCCCCCAAAUUCUAAAUCUAGGGUUCUCUCUCCUGCGCUCUCUUGUGCGAUCUGAAAAUAUUGAAUUGGCUAUGGAUGACAAGGGUCGUAUGUUCCCCUCUCAUACACGCACCUGGGAUUGUGCAGAACCCGAGUUGAAGAAGAAGAGGCUCGAUGGAAGCGACGGGGACAGCAACAGCGAUGGGAGCAGCGGCGGCAGCAACAGCUAUGGAAGCGGCGGCCGCGGCGGCGUCAGCCACAGCACCGUAUUCAUUGGGAACGAACAGGACGAUGAGUACUUUGAGGAGCACAAGCACUUGCUUGAGCCAGAACACUACGAGAAGUGGACUCAGGAGGAAAAACGACAAUACGGACGCUACAUUCACCAGCUUGGUCUCUCUAAUUGCUAUUAUCUCGACUUUUUCCCAACAAUUAUCUCUGGGUAUGGGGCUAGACCCAUCGAUUUCAGCAAUGAGGAUUAUGAAGAGUAUUCUCUCGAGGUCAAUAGGUGCAUCGAGGUUGCUCUGGGAAAGCAAAAGGAGGAGGAACUGGAAUUGGUUGACAUAGUGAGGGCCAUUCUCUCUACCGGUUAUGGGUCUCUGUAUUGGAUAACUAUGGAUGUCAGGAAUAAAUGUACCGGAGAAAUCAAAACCUGCAUUUGUAAAGUACACCAUGGAGUUAAGGGUGGAGCUGAGGAUGAUAUGAUCGUCGAACAUUUCAAGUUUAUCCCUUCUAACUUUAAAUAUAUGCAAGGCAACCUUUUUUUGAUGCGUUGGAUUAAUUUAUAGAAUAUGAAUGUGUCCAGCAUCAUCAUUAGUUUAGAAUUUAGAUGGGUUCCUUGUUCUUUGUGGAGUUUUUAUGAUUACACAUAAUGUUGCAAACCUAGUUGUACAUCUCACAUUAGUUUUGUUUUCUUAAUCCUACGCUUUCAGCAUUUAU
Molecule: messenger RNA, 966 nt
Organism: Cuscuta campestris
Lineage: Eukaryota; Viridiplantae; Streptophyta; Magnoliopsida; Solanales; Convolvulaceae
Source: the annotation of a GenBank genome assembly